Acanthocheilonema viteae is the source of this 1698-nucleotide messenger RNA. The record is from the annotation of a GenBank genome assembly. Lineage: Eukaryota; Metazoa; Nematoda; Chromadorea; Rhabditida; Onchocercidae.
AUGUCUACAGUGAAGGGCAAAGAUAUGAUUCACGUAUACGGCGAUGAUUUUACUUAUCGACAUGUGCGAUUUACCGAUAUUGAUUAUAAAGUUUAUUCGGAUGCAGCGAAGUACAUUUUUCGUGGACAAUCGCCAUAUAAAAGAGCAACAUAUCGUUAUACUCCACUGUUGGCUUGGUUAUUAAUGCCAGUGGUAAAGUGGCCUGACUUUGGGAAGAUUUUAUUUUGUGCUGUAGAUGUGGCAAUUGGUUUUCUGUAUUUCGAAUUAUCAGCAUAUAGCAGGGCAACACGUAAGGACGAAAAUGAGUCAAGAAUGAAGAAAAUUGUAGUACUAUUUUGGCUUGCAAAUCCAUUAACCUCUAUUAUAUCAUCGAGAGGUAAUGCUGAUGUGCUUGUCUGUGCUGCUGUCCUGUGGACUUUGUAUUUACUUAUGCGGAAUCAGUGGUGUGCGGCAGCUUUAAUUUAUGGAUUGCUAGCAGUACACUUAAAAUUAUAUCCAAUUAUUUAUUUACCUUCCAUUUUCCUCUCGUUGUCCAGUGUCUCUUUAUCAACUGGAUGGAUUGAUUACGGCAAACGGUUGGUUUCAAAUGCAAAAGGAUAUAUUUUUUCAUUGAUAUUUUCUUCUAGUUUACUGGCAUUAGUGGUCAUAUGUUAUAUGCUUUAUGGUGUGCCUUACGUUAACGAAGCAUUACUUUAUCAUCUGCAUCGUAGUGAUACGCGACAUAAUUUUUCACCUUACUUUUAUUUAUUGUAUUUGACAGCCAGCAAUACACAGCUGUCACAGCUUAUAAGUUUUUGUGCUUUCAUACCCCAAGCUUCACUCAUUAUUUGGCUUGCUUUCAGAUAUCAUGAUGAUCUCCCAUUUUGUUGGCUAAUUACUACAGCUGCAUUUGUUUCGUUUAAUAAAGUAUGUACUAGUCAAUAUUUCAUCUGGUACAUUUGUUUACUACCGAUUGCUCAACGAAGUAUCAAAAUUUAUUGGGAUUUUACUGCAAUGUUAUAUUUAAUUGGUUUGGGUUUGGGUAAUGUUGAUGAUAUAACAAUGAAAGGAGUGGCUGCUAUACAGAAAUGUUCUCGUGUAUAUUUGGAGAGUUAUACAAGUAUUAUGUCAUUUGGUUUGGAUAAAAAGAAGUUAGAGGAAUUCUUCAAUAAAGAAAUCCAAGAAGCUGAUCGUACGAUGAUUGAGCAAGAUUACAAUACUAUAUUAGAUGAAGCAUUUGAUUUGGAUGUAUGUCUGUUAGUAGUUGGUGAUCCUUUUGGUGCUACAACACAUACGAGUUUAGUUCUAACUGCUCGAAAAGUAGGUGUUAAUGUGGAAAUUGUGCACAAUGCUUCUAUCAUCAAUGCUGUCGGAUGUUGCGGUCUGCAGUUGUAUAGAUUUGGUGAAAUGAUUUCCAUUGUUUUUUGGGAAGAAAAUUGGCAUCCGGAUUCUUACUACUUCAAAAUUGCAGAAAAUAGAAAACGAGGACUACAUACAUUGUGCUUAUUAGAUAUCAAAGUAAAGGAGCAAACGGUAAAAGAUAUGAUGAGAGGACGGAAAGAAUUUCUCCCUCCGAAGUAUAUGAGUUGUUCCGAAGCAGCAAAGCAACUACUGGAAAUUGCAGAUCGGAUGAUGAAAGAGAAUGUGGAACCUGUGGAGUUGGUGGUUUUCAUGAGAGAAAUGGCACGUACACGUUUUGUUUGGAGAGAGUCUCGUUGA